Molecule: messenger RNA, 5696 nt
Organism: Megachile rotundata (alfalfa leafcutting bee)
Lineage: Eukaryota; Metazoa; Arthropoda; Insecta; Hymenoptera; Megachilidae
Gene: Amun
Product: protein amun
Source: RefSeq, a predicted model, not a curated record
GGAGAAAUGACCGGAUUCAUUUGAUCAAGGAUUUACCGAUAAUCGUAUGAAUCUUACACGUAAAGCUAUUAUGUGUGCAAAAGUAGCAGCUGUAUUGUCACAGAGUGUGUGGAUGGCGAGUGUGAAUCUGUAGUGGUUGGCAUCCAGCGUUGCGUAAAAUGACGUCAAUUGGUGCGUAACAAUUAUCUGAGAAGACCGGAAGACCAUAACCGACAUCUUUAAGUUUCGCGUAUUUGACACUGUCUUAGGAGAAAUCAGAAUCCGGAAUUCGAGACACGCAACUCGAUCUUCAGCACGUAUCGAUUUCAGUGGCCCGAUCGAACGUUGGUUCUUGCGAUCUUGUUAGACAAGUCCUUCAAUUGGUGACCUAGACAUUUUCCACAUUCCAGCUGGAUUAUCAUUUUUGCACAGCGGCUAUUGAUUAUGCGUAUAUUGAAAAUUAAGUUUCAUCCAUCGUCAGAAACUGUAUCCUUGAAUUACAUAGAACGUAUUCUUCAUUUAAUGCAGAAUAUACGUAGCGCCACAGUGGGAGUGUUUUCUUGUUGAAAGACAGAAAAUGUCGAGGUCUUGAUACCGCUAUCGUGGCGCACACUGUUUACCAUGAAUUACGCUCGUAUUUCUCGAGUGUUCGUAACCUUUAUUUUGAAAAACUUUCAUGGAACAAGUAGCCGCGAUGCACGCCAGACGUUCUGUAUUCAAUUAAUUUAAAUGAAAUUGAUAUAAUAAGGGAUGUACGUCACGAUCAUUAACAUAGCUAAGUUUUCACUGUUAUGCUGCAGGAAACCAGAGCGUUUUAAUCUUCAUCAAAACUCCUACGACUUUGCAUAAAAUUCAUCAGCGGUCCAAAGUGUACUGAAAAUCUGAUAAAAGAGCGAGGCAAGAACCUGCAUAUCUCAUAAAUCAAGCGCUCCAGUAAAUCCUUCCGCACCGACUGCAGCAAUCAAAACAAUAAACACGGUUGCAAGUCCGUAUGACGCGUAUCGUUCAUUUGUUUACAAACCCGAUAAGGCUUUGUCCUGGGUCAAGGUUGUUCCGUUUGAUAAUCCAGUUCAGAUAACGGUAACGUAAUUCCUGGACCUUGAGUACGUCGGCAAGAGAGAACGUCGUGCAACGAGGAUGACUCAUUUUGGAGGAAGGAUAUGGCGAUGGAAACAUAUGAGCUGUAGAAACAAAGAUGGACGGACUGUUCGUCACUGUCGAUUUAACACUUAAUUAUUACAACUAAUAAUUGCUGUGGUAGAAUAAGUAGCAAUUUCGUUGCAGUCUCGUUAUAUUGCCAUCGAUAAGCGGAAACAUUGCGGCUCACAUGUGGUCGUGCAACUGAGUCAUACAAUGACUAUAUGUACUUUGAAUCAAUCCUCUGGUUCUAUUAUACAAUUAUUUUGUUAUUCUAUUUCAUUCCUCUACUACUAUAAUAUACUGUAAUAUAUUUUAAUAUACCGCAUCGCUAUUUUGCAGAUAUCAAUGGCAGUAUAACGCAUGGUGAUAUAACAUGUGAAACACUUGUUAAAAUCAGGAGUUAGCGAAUCGAUAGCCGUUCUCAAAAUCUGCGUCCGCCUGCAAACGUAUCACGUGCUGAUAACACGAGAUAUCACAGUUAUCGUAUUACGUCAAAUAGUUUAUUUUAAAACGACUUUCAGCGUUCCUCAAAUUAGACAUUCAGAUUAACCUGCGAGGGUUAGUUGUCGGAAGUAGCGACUGUAAUUUGGGAAUACCCAAUUGUCCCGUAACGCUCGGGAGAUUCACGGAAAUUGGGGCGAGUAACCCUGAAUACCCUGUGAUGCCGGUCUUGUGAAGCACCCAAGGAGAACUGGUUUCAGAACUCAUCAUCGUCGCCUUCUAUUCACCAAACAACAUUCCAAAAUAGAAAGCCGAUUAUCGAGAAUUGUGACUAAAUGUCGUUCGAAACUACUUAAAAAUCUGCAACAAUUCGUCACUGUUUAGCCUUUCGCUCCGAGAAUUCCUUAAAUAAUCUGUCGAAUUCUCUUUGAACAGUUCAUAAAUUAUUUCUUGAUUUUAUUAAAAAAAAAUAUCGUGUAACACGUAUGUUAAAUUAUUUUUUAAACGUGCGUUAACAGGGUGCAUCCCUCGUUAUUAUCUGUGCAACUCUAAAGAGAGACUUUAGAGCGUGAGGGAGAGCUAGGUAGCAAGCAGUACCAGCAGCUCGAACUGCUCACAGCUAAAUAUAUCUCUCUCUAGAGUUACUCAAGGUCACAGCGCUCGGAUUGGCCCACGAUAAAACGGAGAGCUCUGUGCCCGUCCCUCCGGCUACUGCUUGGCCUUAUGCUUCGUCCGCACACGCGUUCUAUCGCACCGUGGCCCACAUGUCGUAUCGCGACGAUGUCGUUUACCAUGCUGCAUCGGAACACGUGUUCCUAUAGAACGCGGCAAUAGUUCGCGUGCAACGCAUAUUUGAAAUCUGCGAUAUCCCUUUCUAUCUCCCUUCGCUUCACAUUCGAAUCGAUAGGUAUUUUCUCUAAAAAGUUACUGGGAAGAAUCUAUUUAUUACAAAUUCAGUUUAAUUUUAUACCAAGGUUACACUAAAAAAAUAGUUUUAAUGUUUAUAGGUUUCGAUGGAGUUUUGAAAGUGGUAAUAAAAGGAGUAACAGCAAUAAUGUAGCUAUACAACGCAUAAACGAUGUAUGACGAUAUAAAGUAAUAUGCAAAGCAGGAAAUGUGGAAUAAGGCAAUAAUUCGAAGGUAAAAUGUGAAAAAGGAAAGAACGAAGCGGGAUAGCACGGUACGUGACGUUAUUAUUAUUCCACGAACUACGCACCGACUUCCGGGUAAAGAGUAGACACGAAAGAGAGUGUGACCUGUUGCUGAGGACAAAUAAUUAGCGGGUUGUACAGGCGGCUCUUUGGAAACAAGCAACCCAGAAAUGCAUAGAAUCCGAAGGGCGUAUAUACCGUGAUGCAUGCAGUACCGUGUAUCCGGGAUCUUGCAGACAAUGGCGCGUCAACCUCGUCAUAAAACGAGACUACGUUUCCAUUCCCUUCAAUUCCAUUUAUUAAUUUCGAAAAGCUUAUCAAAGAACGACGAGUUCACGAUCGUUGGAAACUCGUUUGAAUGGAAAAAAAAUGUGUUGAAAGAUAGUUUUGAAGCUUUUGAAAAGCACUCGUUGAAUUUAAAGAGGGCCGCUAUAUGGGUUCGACGUUGCUGAUAACAGCCGCGCUCGUUCCACCGCUGAAUUUGAGGUUAGGUGAUUGUCCGGGUGUGCGGUAAGCAUCGAUAACGGCACGUUGCAACCUCGCGUUCUGGCAACACACGAUCUGGCAACCCUGCAGCGGUCGACAGUGCCGGGGUUGAAUUUCAAGCGCCCGAGGGACAGAGGGGGUCGGGCCUCUCUCUUUUGUAUAAGGGGCACGAGGGCUUCACCGAUGCUCGGCACAUAACGGUAUCAAAAUGAGCUUCCAAAGAAGAUUAAAUCACGCGGCAAGGAUGCGCAUCUCAACCACGAGGAACUUGUGCAAACGAUGAAAUGGAAGCAAAUACGUGGGAAAUUCUACCCCCAACUGUCGUAUUUAGUCAAAGUGAACACACCACGUGCCGUGAUGGCGGAAACGAAAAAGGCGUUCAAAAAACUUCCAAACCUUGAACAAGCGAUCACAGCCCUGUCGAAUCUAAAAGGAGUAGGAACCACGAUGGCAUCGGCUCUAUUGGCAGCGGCAUCGCCGGAAAAUGCACCAUUUAUGGCCGACGAAUGCCUAAUGGCAAUACCAGAAAUCGAGGGCAUCGAUUACACCACCAAGGAGUACCUUAACUUUGUUCAACACAUUCAAAACACCGUCGAGAGGUUGAACAAACAAAGUGAGUGUUCACUCUCGUUCGUUCAACCGUCAAAUGGCAAAACAUGGAGUCCGCACAGGGUGGAGUUAGCGUUGUGGACCCACUACGUGGCGUCCGAGUUAAAACCAGAACUCCUCGACGGCAUUCCAGGUUCAACAGAGAACGGUAAUUCUCAUCCGGCAGCGAGCAACGGCGAAGCGACGGAACCGUCGGACGACAGUAAUCAGGAAGUGGCGGUGAACGGUAAGGAACUAGGCAGUAUUGAUCCAGCGGCCAUCGACGAGAACAGCAUGACCACGUCCUUCACCGAAGACUCGAUGGAUAAACCCGCUACACCGAUUACAGUGGGCGUAGCCAGCGAAGACACGAACGAUUCCCUCGCAACGAACGAGAACGACGACAGCAACAACACGCCACGACCAACGGACAGCGAGGACACCGAAGACUCGCAAGACGUCGUACAGGAGCCGCCUACGAAGAAGAGUAAGAAGUGACCCACCUCGAGCCAAGGAGCCACGAAUACGAGCAACAACGUCACCAACCUAAUGUCGGCCGCCAAUUUAACGCUGAUCGCGGCGAGGCGCUUCUAAAAAACCGCCAGGGUCACCGAUCAGGGUCGCGGAUAGUAGACUUUCUUCUUGUACCUCACCAUCAUCAGGCCCCGCCAUCACGUUUCCCUUUUUUCCGGAUCAUGCUCCCUCUCCUUUCUAUUCUCGAUUCAUUAUUUAUCCCAAAUACUCGGUUACUUUCAUACACUCGCUCCUUUCGUCAUGGUCACGGCACCUCGCCUUUCUACGUCCUUGUCUCUGUGUGGAAUAACGUAAUUCGUAGUCGAUGACGAUGUGGAAGUCAUUGUGUAAACACCUCGCUGGUUUUUCUAUCGAUUCGAGACAGAAACAAGAGGCGAAGCUCGACCGAUGAACAUUACUGUACAAAGCGUUUCUUCUUCUUCCUUUUCCCUUUCUUUGCUUUGGUUACAAGGUUUCUUGCGUUCUUGUUACUCACGUUUUACGAUCGUAACUAUUCUAGUUAUGUCGAGUUUCAUGUUUCGAUGCUUGUCUGAAGCUUUCUCUCUUGUUCUGCCGUAGUUUCUCUUUUUAUUGUAGGGGACACCGUAACCGCAGCUUUUCGUUCGUUGAUCGAGACGAUCUUGGUACUGCCUUAUCAGUGACCCAUUUCCGUUGGUUACGCGUUAGCGAAAAACAAACGUAGCCUUUAUUUACCAGAGAAAGAUCAUUCCUUUUUAUCCGCGAUUUGUAUACCGUGUUCAAGGGCCACUGAAACAAACACACACACACACACACAUAUACGCGCGAUGUUAACGUGUAAAGCGAUUUGUGUGUAAAAUGAGAAUGAGAGGGAGGGAGAGAUAAAGAGAGAAUGUAUUAUAAAAAUUCGGGUAUGAGAGAGAGAUCGAGUAACUGAUCCUGUGACCAGCAAGAAAACAAAAAAUAUCGGCGGUACACCGAAACACAAUGAUAAUAUUAAUAUUAAUAAUAAUAAUAAUUAUUAUUAUAAUUAUAAUACCGAAUCAUUACCAUAAUUUAUAUACCUAAAAGAAAAAAACUGCAUGUCAGAGUGAUGCAUGGAGCAAAACCAAAUACCUUGUAAGUAAAAAAAAAAGAAAAAAAAAAUGAAAAAAAAUCUUUAGAAACAAAUAAAAGUAACGCUUUUUUGAGUCCAUCAUGAAAAACGUGAAAAUGAGUGGCGGCAGACACCCGAAACACACGACACACACUCUCUCACACUUUACACACACACAAGUAUACACGUCACGUCGAGGUUCUCAUGUACAGGGAUUUAACUAGUAUUUUUGCAUUAUUGAUGAUUAAUUAAUCAUUAUCGAGGAUGAGGCGCGAACGAAGAAGACGAACCACGAUUAAUGAUCGCAAAUGAACGAUGAACAA